GUAUAAGAGAGUUAUACUAGUACUUAUAGUUAUAUUUAUAACAUUUAUUAAAAAAGAAAAUAACUUGUGGAGUCUAAAUCUUACAUCCACUUGCAAAUAGACACUCCGAAAACUGACGUCAGUCAGUGACAAGGAAAAUCUGUAAACAUUACAGUAAACUGUAAAGGACAUGUUAUAUCUGCCACAUAAUGAAUAACCAAGCACUGUUACUACUGGUUUUUGCUGGAAUUAGUUUUGCUGACAUAUAUCUGCAUGUUCCACGUGGAUCAAAUAAUCGACUGAAUGAAAAAUCGGCAGCUCGGACAAAUGCUAAUCGCAUGUUUAAUUCAGAGAACAAUAACAGGGGAGGAUAUAAUGCUGGUGAUGCUACAAGUGAGCCAUCCGGACAAGACGAAGGCAAACAGUAUAGGAUGAAAUAUUUUCAAAGUGGUCCAUGGAAGACCUUUUCAAAUGGAGAAGGUCAGAGUUACCUGACUUUGGAGUGGACAAUUCAACAUGGCUGUGGAGGAAACGAGGACACCGACCCACAGAAACAGAACUGUGUGCUUGUCUUACAAUACAUGUGUCAGGACGAUGUCAACUCAGCAACAGGCACUGAAGACACCCUGCGUAAUGGUGUGCAGACAAAGAGACAGGACUAUGAGAAACCAGCCAGCAUGGAAGAAACGGAAACUGCCAAGAAAAAGCGGAAAACUAAAAAUGUUAAAGCUGAACGUGGUCUGCAUGAGUCGUUUGAUUGGUAUGACAAAUGCUACAUGAGGGAGAGAAACAAAGGUUUGUUUACUGCUGAUCAGAAACUGAAGACCAACAAUGGGCAUGGUUAUAGCAGUGCUGUGUACACACGUCAGAACCGCAACGGGAACCAGUAUGGAUAUGAGUGUCCAGAGGACCAUGAUUACUACCCGUACUGGCAUCCAACGCCGUGGAAGGACAUAGCCGUGUUCGCAGAAAACAGCACCAUGUGCAGUCACUACCAAAGUAAGAGUUUCAAUGUACAGCCUUAUGGAGAAUGUGUGGAGUUGUAUGGAGCAGGACGGAGACGCCACUGGUCGCGCUGGAACAACCCCGCAGACUGCGUGAGAAAUGGCAAGCAGUGGGUCGACUUUCACAACUAUUUGGAGAAGGCUACAGAGUUUAAAACUGAGGCAUCGUGUGUGACUGCGAACAAGGCUGGGUUGAAAUACGUCUGGGGAAUCCCCUAUGAUGCCAGUGACGUAAGCAAGAAGGAGUGUCUAGUUCAACUCGACCAGCCAGACUGUGGUGAAGCUCCCUGGUCCAGAUCAAAUCACCUUGGCAAUGGGCGAGAUGGGCAAGCAUUGAAUUACACGUGGAUACUGCCACAUUUUCCAUCUGGCAAAACACAGCGCUGUGUCUUCAGAAUGAGAUAUAAUGUAUCCACUGAUGACUAUGAUCCAUACAACACUGAUUCCAGACACAAUGAUGGCACCACUAACAAGUCUCCAGUGCGCACCAACCCCUACGUUGAAAUAGGUGCCGGUCCCUCUCCACUGCGUCUCGCCAUCAACACUGCACAGUUCGGCCGCGUCUUCCAGGACCGCAGUCACGUAUUCCUGCUGCGACCUCGACCGCCCGCACUGAACAGAGAGAAAAUCUUUAAUCUGAAUGUUAGAGGGAAGCGUGGAAACAUUGUACAGGUGUACCCAGCAGUGGAGUAUGACUUCGCACCCAGCUACCUGAAUAUUAACGAGGGUGACCUAGUUCACAUACAGUGGACAGGGUCUAAUACACACAACAAUGGAGAUCCAGAAGGGGAUGGACAGAAGGGUAGUGAUGGGGAGGGUAAAGCAGGAACAGAUCGUAAUAACCUUGUUCAAAUCCUUGACCGAAAUGAAAACUUUCCAAUUCCAUUUGAGAAAACCACAAUGUGGACAAAUGCAGAGGUGAAAUGGAUCUAUCACAUGGAACAAACUGUCUCACCCAAAGACCUUGCCCUCAGUAUGGCUUCAUCCGGUUACUAUACGUGUAUGACGAGAAGUACCUGCUCGAAGUCGGCAAACAAAGACAGUUCCGCUGAAACAAAGGACGAGUUGAACAAUCUACUAAACAACGCCCCAGCUUCAUAUGAGGGAGCCGUCGUCAAGUUCAAGAAGGGCAUUCAUCACUUCAUAUGUUCUCGCAAUAAUAACUUCACUAAUCGCAGUCAGAAGGGAACUAUCAUUGUCAGAUAAAACUAUUACAGGCUGUAUGUUGUAUGUUAUUUCCAUCAUGUGUUCUCAGAAUAAUAAUGUUAUUAAUUAGUCGCAGUCAGAAGGGAACUAUCAUCGUCAGUUAAAACUAUUACAGACUG
This is a messenger RNA of Gigantopelta aegis, 2308 nucleotides long. Its product is annotated as protein DD3-3-like. Lineage: Eukaryota; Metazoa; Mollusca; Gastropoda; Neomphalida; Peltospiridae. The record is from RefSeq and is a predicted model, not a curated record. The coding region runs from base 189 to 2189 and encodes 666 amino acids. The transcript has 14 exons.